This is a messenger RNA of Indicator indicator, 2197 nucleotides long. It is a transcript of the gene GRAMD1C, whose product is annotated as GRAM domain containing 1C. Gene Ontology annotation, cellular component: endoplasmic reticulum-plasma membrane contact site; plasma membrane; endoplasmic reticulum membrane. The transcript has 19 exons. NCBI's taxonomy places the organism in Eukaryota, Metazoa, Chordata, Aves, Piciformes, Indicatoridae. The coding region runs from base 1 to 2118 and encodes 705 amino acids. Gene Ontology annotation, biological process: intracellular sterol transport. The record is from RefSeq and is a predicted model, not a curated record. Gene Ontology annotation, molecular function: sterol binding; sterol transfer activity.
AUGGCGGCCGCGGCCCCGCCGUGCGUCCCGCUGAGGCAGUUAGCGGGCGCCGCGCCGCCCUCGUCCCCCUCCAUGGUAAGCGCCGCGGUCUGCGCCCUCCCCGCUGGCCCUCGCCCGCCCCUCCGGUGGGCUCCAUGCCCCCGGCCACUGCCCCGCCCGCCGCCAUGGGCUGCACAGGAAGUUCAUGAAGUGGAUCAUGGUCUUAUUAACCAGCUGCUUGCUGAUUCAGAGGAGACUCUCAGUUCGUGCACAGAGAAAAUGCAGGGUCCUGCUCAAUAUAGCUGGAGUGCUGACUGGACCUUUUGGCUCUCAAGUUCCACUUACAAGUAUAGGAGUGAGGAAUUCAAGAGACAGUUUUCUCAUCUGCCAGAGUCGGAGAGACUCAUAGUAGACUAUGCCUGUGCGCUCCAGAAGGAUAUCCUGCUGCAAGGACGUUUGUAUCUCUCUGAAAACUGGCUCUGUUUCCACAGCAACAUCUUCCGAUGGGAGACCACAAUUUCUAUUGCUUUGAAGGAUAUCACUUUCAUGACAAAGGAGAAGACUGCUCGGCUCAUUCCAAAUGCCAUACAAAUAGCAACAAAAGGAGAGAAGUUUUUCUUCACAUCAUUCAGUGCAAGAGACAGAAGCUACCUCAAUAUCUUCCGUUUAUGGCAGAAUGUGUUGCUGGAUAAGAGGCUGACUAAGCAGGAAUUCUGGCAGCUGGUGCACCAGAGCUAUGGCUCUGAGCUGGGGCUGAACAGCGAGGAGAUGGAGAGCUUCCACUCGUCAUCUGAGGACAACGGGCAGCCUCGAUCUAGCAUUUGUGAUGAUUCUGGAGAAAAAGAUGAAAAACUACCUAAACCAACAGAUUUAGUUCAGGAGCCCACACUUCAAGCAGAAGGAGAGUCACUCAACAGACACGUGUUGCCAGGAGUGGAGGAGUCCUCAAGUGAGAAGCAAAUGAAGAGCCCUCUUCCAUCUUCAGAACGAAAACCCAUUAAGCUAGUCAGAAGCAGGUCUUUGGAAAAGUCCUUGGACCUGAAUGAGAAUGAAAAUCUUCCAGAGAAGAGCAGUGCCUCAGAUAGUGAAGAAGCAGCGAAGGAGACUGCCUCUGAGAAUGAUCUCUAUGGGAGACUUUUUAUAAACAGAGUUUAUCACAUCACUGCAGAGAAGAUGUUUGAAAUCCUGUUCACCAAUUCUCACUUCAUGCAGAGGUUUCUCAGUUCCAGGAGUAUAGUUGAUGCUGUAUCGACCCCUUGGAACAGAGAUUCCAGUGGCAAUCAGCUGAGAACUUUGACUUACACUGUAACAAUUAACAAUCCACUUUGUGGGAAGUUCACAACUGCAACUGAAAAGCAGAUCCUGCAUAAGCAGAGCCAGAAAGGUCAGUCUUACCAGGUGGAUGCUGAGAUACUGACCCAUGAUGUCCCCUACCACGAUUAUUUCUAUACUGUGAACAGAUACUACAUCAGCCGCACCUCCAGUCACAAGUGUCGGUUACGGGUUUCUGCAGAAGUGAAGUACAGAAAACAGCCUUGGGGCCUUGUCAAGUCUGUAAUUGAGAAGAAUACCUGGGGAGGAAUACAGGAAAACUUCAAACAACUUGAAUCAGAUCUCCUACUGGAGGAGUAUGCAAUCAAUCAGUCCAUAGAAGACUCUGGAAAAUUAGUAGCCCUGAGACGAAGGCGACGCACUUUACACCGGAGUCUGGCAGAAUCGCUUCCCAAACGCACUUCCCAGCACUCUGCUGGUGACAUGGGAGUAGUGUCUCAGGGCAGCAUAAUAGGAAGGAAAAGAGAUGCUGUAAGUAGGACCACCACCAUCAUUAUAGUAAUGAGUGUCUUUUUGCUGCUCUUGGUCUUGCUGAAUAUAACCCUGUUUCUCAAACUAUCAAAGAUAGAGCAUGCAGCUCAGUCCCUCUAUCAUGUGCAGCUUCAGGAAGAAAGCUCUUUCAACAUGUCCCCAGAAAUGGUAUCAAAAGAGGAGAUCCCUCAAUAUGAUAAGGAACAGGUUAAACAUGUGAAGGGAGUUUUAAGAGACUCAAUUGAAAUGCUUGAGCAGCUGAAGAUCUCCCUUUCUAUGCUCCAAAGAAGCUUUGACCACUUGAACAGGACACAGAGCAGCAAGACUGAGAGUUAAUACCCACGUGAGCUUCCCAUUUGAGAUGCUGGAAGAACAGAUGUGUGUGUGAGAAGACUUGAGGGGUAGGGAUUUUUAA